Messenger RNA from Meleagris gallopavo (turkey), 3060 nucleotides. The record is from RefSeq and is a predicted model, not a curated record. NCBI's taxonomy places the organism in Eukaryota, Metazoa, Chordata, Aves, Galliformes, Phasianidae.
UGAGGGGGGGACGUCAGGGCCCAGCGGCAGGGCAGCGCCGGCACCGUGGGACCCGCACGGGGCAGCGGCGGAGCAGGUGCCAAGGUGUAGGGUGGGCAGGGGUUGUGGUGGAGCAUGGUGCACGGGUGCUGCGCUGGGUGAGAAGAAACGCGGUGAGCGGCAAUCUGAGCUCCCAGCCUAAAAAUAGUACCCAGCUUGCCCACGGCACCGCGACCUUCGGGGCUGUGGCCGGCCUGGGGGAGGCUGUGAACCAGACGGCACCUGGAGCGGGGGGCCGCCUCGCUGCCGGCACCCCCUGGUGUGCACCAGGAAGGAAACUGGGGCGUGGGACUGUGGCACUGGGGAGGUGAGGAAAGGAAAGCAAGCAGCAUGCACCGGGCACAGACACGUGGUGGCACCAGCGGGGCCAGUGGGGAGCCCGGGCGGGUGAUGGGGAGAGCCCCUCCGAGCCCCGGCAUCCCUCCGAAGCGUGCCAAGGUCACAGCGGAGCAGGGGACUGCUGAGGAGGGCCCCACUCGCCUGGCGGCACCGGCCUUUGUGCGGAAGCUGAAGAACGCGGCCAUCGGCACUGGCUGUGACAUCCGACUGCGGGUGGUGGUGGUGGGGAACCCCCGGCCCAACCUGCGCUGGUUCCACAAUGAGGAGCAGCUGGCCCCACACGGGGAGGAGUACGGCACGCUGUGGAUCCGGGACAGCACGAAGGAGGACGCCGGUGUAUACACGUGUGUCGCCGAGAAUGAGCGAGGAGAGGCCAUGACUAGCGCCGUGCUGGCCAUCAUCGACAUGGAAGACUCGGAGACCGGCGAGGAUGAGCCCAGUGACCCCCAGGUGACGCAGCGCAGUGAUCUGCAGGAUGAGACAGCCUUCAGCACCCCCACGGGUGGCUCCGACACCCUGGUGGACACCUCCAUGAACACAACGCCAACCUCAGUGCUGGCCCUGUCUCAGGCAGAGGAGCGCUCCAGCUGGUCGGGCAGCCAGCAGACUGUGGUGGAGAAGGAGCCAGAUGCCAGCCUCCCUGUGCGGGGACCCUACCUCCGCCCUAGUGCCUGGCAGCCACAGGGAACUCCAAGGCAAGCAAACGCGCCGUCACCAUGUGGCACUGAGGUCCGGCACCUGGGCGUGGAGCCGCUGGUGCGGGCAUCACGGGCUAAUCUGGUGGGCACAAGCUGGGGGUCGGAGGAUAGCCUUUCUAUGGCCAGCGACCCGUACGGCAGCGCCUUCAGCCUGUACCGAGGACGGGCGCUCUCGCUCCACGUCAGCAUCCCCCAGGGUGGGUACAGGCGAGAUGACCCCCACAGUGGUCCCAUCUCCCCAAAGCCCGGCGCUGAGCCUCCGCACUCGCCCGCUGCCCUGCCGCUCACCUCCAAGCCGCCCAUCAUCCGCUCGCCGUCUCCAAGAGCCGGCCUGUGCCCCCCCACGCCCUCCGGAGCCACCCCGCAGCCCUCUGCCCGCCUCCCUUCCUCCUCCUGCACGCCCGUGACCCCCCGCAGGAUGUCUUCAGUGCCGGCCGACUAUCAGGACACCGUCCCCGAGGAGUACGAGGAGAAGAUCAAGAAGCCCAAGUCGCAGUCACAGGGCAGCACGCAGGACUCCCGGCCCGCCACGCCCAUGAGCGACGCGUCGGGCCGCAUCUCGGUGCGGGCAUCACCCAAGCUGGUGCGCGCCGGCUCCAGGAUCUUUGAGCGGCUGCAGUACUUCGAGGAGCGCCGUGGGAGCUUGGAGCAGGCGGACAGUCCCUUCCCCGCACGGCCGUGGCUGCCCCUGCGCAAGACGCGCUCCUUCGACCAGCCAGGCUGGGAGCGGCGGGCGGGAACGCCAGGGGGCUGGCGGGAUGGGGAGGGCAGUGUGGCCAGCCGCCGCCAGGCCUUCCGCCAGAAAGCCGCCUCCUUCGACGAGCGGGGCAAGUUCGCCGGGCGCGUGCAGGACAUCGAACACAAGUUCUCGGAGGAGCUGAGCCGCAUCAAGAGGACCGUGUCCAAGCAGCAGCUGCGGCGCUCGCAGGAGCUGGGCAAGGCUGAGCCACUGCCGCCUGCCGAGCCUCCCGCCGCCCGCACUCCACGCGGCUCAGCCUUGCCACGCAAGGUGCCACCAGCCAAGGCCUCGGCUCCGGCCGAGGGCACGCACGUCAUCCAGCACCUGGCUCUCUCCAGCGUGGCGUUGGUGGGGCCCAACGGGGAGCUGGAGCCGGGGGGACAGCGGGCACGGAGAGGCCCGGCGCGGGGCGGCGCGGCGGAGGAGGUGAGGAAAGCUGUGCAACAAGAUGGUGGUGGGGAAGUGAAGAAGAAGGAGCAGUGGUUGUUGGCGCAGGCCACCCCGCGGGGCCGUGCUGCUGAAGGGACCCCGUGCCCGGAUGGAGGUCCCGUGGCUGCAACCAGGGCCCCUGGGGUGGCGAGUGAAGGGCUGGCUGCCAGGCUGGCCGUGCCCCAUGGGCUGUACCGGAGGCCGGAGGUGUCUGCUGAGGUGCGGUUCCUGCCCUGGGCAAAACCGGGCAUGGAGCAGGAGGCCCGGCUGGAGAGGAGCUGGGCAGGGCAGCACGGCACAGGGAAGGAGGUGGAGAGAAGACAGGCAAAAGUGGCAGAGAAGAAAGAGAGCGUCCGGAUGGCUCAGGAAGGCAGAGGCACGCGGAGCAAGGGGAAGGGGCGCCGGGCCCGGCCCACCUCUCCGGAGCUAGAGUCCUCCGAUGACUCCUACGUCUCAGCGGGCGAAGAUCCCUUGGAAGCGCCCGUCUUUGAGAUCCCCAUCCAGGACACAGCGGUGGCUGUGGGGACAGAGGUGCUGCUCAAGUGCAUUGUCACAGCCAACCCACAGCCAGAAGUGUCCUGGAGGAAGGACGGGGUGCCACUGAGGAGCAGCACGGCACGACCCAUCAAGACGGAGGGCGAGCGGCACACCUUGCUGGUCAGGAGCGCCCGGGUGGCCGACGCCGGUCUCUACACGGUGACGGCGGCCAACGAGGUGGGAGCCACCUGCUGCAGCGCCAUCCUCAGCAGCCGGCCUUCGGGAAGCCAGGAGAGGCAUCCCCAGUCCUGGGUCCAGCACUCCAAAGUGACUCCUUAG